AUGCCAACAGUUAAGGGAACAUCUAUGCAUUUGAAAAAAUCCGAUGAAGGUAACCAUGAGUUGAAUGCAUCAAAUGCAUCCAAAUUGAAUUUGAAGACCGUAAAAGGUAGUGAAUCAAAUAGUUCUGCCAAUCCAGUACUGCAAGCAAAGCCUUCCAAGCCUGAACUUGUAUACGUUUCAGAUCUUCCUUCGGGUAUUCCGCAGGAUGACCUCAAAAAAAUGAUUCAAACUCGUUUAUCGGAUGCUACUGACGUUCAGGCGAUCGGAGUUGAAUGUUAUCCGAAACUUGCCAUUGCUCUGAUUCAUUUGUCAAAUGAAAAAGAUAGAAACCGUUUGAUUUUGAAUGUACAAUCUUUGGUACUCGAUCCGCAACGAAAUAUUAACAUUUCAUUUAGUGAUAGUAUUGAACUUUUGUCUUAUAUUGUAAUUAAUCGAAACGGUACAACGAUUCCAUCCACUGACAAAGUAGCUCAACGUUGGAUGCAAUUAUAUAAGACAACUAAACUUCCUCGAGUGGAGAAGAGCUCCGAAGAGUUUCCGAAUAUUCUUCGGAUUGUUGCCCACAACCUAGACGAAUUGAGUCGUGCAGCAGAUGCAUCCACUUUUAAGAUCGAGAAAACAUCCGCUACCAUCUAUCCUCGUGCUGAAUGCAGUUUUCUUGAAGAUCUACCACCGAAUACUGAUGAAACGAAAAUUUUAACAGCGAUUGUUGCUGGGAUGGGUAUCAGUGAAGUUCUACCAUCUUCUAUUUAUGUCCAAUUCAACAAACAAACAGCGAAUGCUCUUAUCUUGGCAAGUCCAGAGGCACGCAAAUGGAUUCAACAUGGUUCUCUAACAAUCGAUGGGCGAAAUAUAUCGAAGAAAAUACAAUUAGCCUAUCGAUUAGUUGUUUCACCCGUACCACGUGACUUCAAUAUCGAUCUUAUUCUCAAUCAUAGAUUAUUUCAAAAUCGUUUUAGUGCAUCGAAGCAUAUCAAUGAUCACCUCAUCGUUGAAUUCGAUGAUAAGGAAGCAUAUGGCCAAUGUUUAGAGUUCGGAGUUUUACGUAUUGAUGAUAAAAUAAUGAAGAUUGACGCUCAUAGUCCAGCAAAUAAUCCCGAAAAUUGUGAAAUCGAUGCUGAAAAUUGGUAUGAGACAGAGAUGCGCGAUCAAAAACCAACGAUAAUGACAUUUGUCUAUAAUCCUCAACAUCCAAUUUUUCAUUAUAAAUGGAAUGCACAAAAUUGGUUAGAACAAUUUAAUAAAUUAUCCAAAGAUAAUCUAUUUUCGAAAAAGGAUGAUAUUAAACGGCAUUGGUUACGAGUGACUGUCAUGCUCAAUACUAUUGGAACUGUUCGAAGAAAAAGUUAUAAAAUUGGAACAAAAGAAGUUCAAUUAAAAUCUGAACGUUUGAAAACAAUUGUUUAUGAUCAUAAAUCAAAAUUAUCGAAUGAAAAAAUAAGUUCACUAAACGACAUGAAUACACCAUUUCCAUCAACAUCGGUCAAAGUUGUCAAUGAAGAUUGUCUUGUUAUUUAUCAACAAUUAGUUUCAGAAGGACGUCGACCAUUAUUAUUAAAUAUGGCUAAUAAAGAUAAUCCCGGUGGUGGUUAUCGGAAAGGCGAUGGUGCACAAGAAGAAAAUCUUUUUCGUCGUUCUGAUUAUUAUCAAAGUCUUGAUUUAGAAAUAGCUGACAAAGAUCGAUCCGAGCGACUCUAUUGUACAGAUAAGGGUUCAAUCAAACCGAUACCAUUUCAUGCUAAUCUAUAUCCAAUGGAAGAAUUCGGUGCAAUUUAUACAUCUGGUAUAACAGUAUUUCGUCAAACAGAAGACAAUGGUUAUACUUAUAUGGAUGAACCUUUAUACGAUGUUUGCUCGAUUGCUAUGGCUGCAUAUCGAGGACCCGACGUAAAAAAUAAUCGUAUUUUAGCAAAUAAAUAUGCAGCAGGCACGUAUAAGAAAAUUGAAAAUAUCUUUGCUAUUGCUUAUCAUCAUGAACAUGAUUGUCUGGUCUUAUCGGCUCUCGGUUGUGGGGCUUUUAAAAAUCCACCUAAACAUGUUGCAUCAUUAUUUAAAUCUACUAUUUUGAAAUAUGCUGGAUUUUUCAAUACUAUUUAUUUUGCUAUUGUCGAUGAUCACAAUACUGGUAAUCGAAUGAAUCCGAACGGAAAUUUUCUUCCAUUUCAAGAAAUACUCGACGGUCUCAUUGUACAGCCAUCGAAAACGAUACGAAUGAAUAUUUCUCGAGGCCCGAAUCGUAUCGCACAUGUGUCAACUGAUGGACGAGUAACAUUGAGUGAUGUUUAUAUAUUAGAUCGAUCACCUUGUAAUUAUGGAGCUAAAUGUAAUGAUCUUAAAGAUGCUCAACAUAAUCAAACUUAUUCACAUCCAUCAUUAUGUCCGAACUCAAGACCAACAGUUGCCUGUGAUCAAAUUAAUAAUGAAGUACACACAUAUUGUUUUAUUCAUCAUACUAAAUGUAAAUCUGGAGGCGAAUGUACUAAUCAAGAUCCGACACAUUUGCAAGAUUUUGAACAUCCUGAAUCUUGUAAAGAUGGUGAUCAUUGCUAUGACACUCGUCGUGAACAUUUAGUCGCGUAUCAACAUUUACCCAUUUGUCGAGAUGCGCUCAAAUGUCAAAAAUUUCUAAGAAGAGAUAACGAUCAUUGCAAAUACUAUCGUCAUUGCAAAUCGAUUUGUCCAUUUGAUAAUUGUUGUGUUCUUUUUCAUGAUAAAGAUCAUCUCGAUAAUACAAUACAUUCGUUUCGCCCACCAUGCCCUUUUACACCUUACAAUUGUCAAAUGUAUGUACAACGUAUACAAGUACCCACUGGCCAAAAAGCGUCUACACAAGUGGAAAAUCAUUGUCUUCAGUAUUCUCAUGUUUGUCGUUUCGGCCGACAAUGUAAUGAUCAAGAAUCAAUUCAUCUUGAAACAUCGAUCCAUAUUGCACGUCAAAUGUGUUUAAAUUCGAAUAAAUGUUCAAAACUUGAUCAAGAAGAUCAUUUAGAAAGUUAUUCUCAUCCAGAUAUUCGUGAUAUUCGUUUAUUUUGCAAAUUUCCAGGUUUUGAAUGUCAUGAUAAAUCGGACAAUAAUCAUCUGAGAAAGUAUCGUCACGGUAGAAAUUAUACUCAUAUCGGCAUAGCUAGGUUUAGUGGAUUUAACAAACAUGUCAAUUUUGGUAAAAAUCAAAGUCAACUUAUUCGUAGUAUCAAUGAGUAUGUAAAAGCGUCAAAUUGGAAACAGCAAAAACCAGCAGAGGAAAUACUUGAUUGGAUACGAGCCUUACAACCAGUUCAUCGAUGUCGAAAAGACAUAUUUGAGUCCAUUCUUGUUCUUGGUCAUGUUAUGAGUCGUUACUAUAUGCAAUUGCUGAGUAGUCCUGAACAUGUGUCUGACGCAGUUAUGCAGCAUAGUGAAGUACGUGAGAUAUUUCGCCGUCAUGAUGUCCCAGCAGUUAAAAAGGAUGCAUAUGGACUAAUUGAAUUACUUGUUGAGACUGAAUUUAAGAAAAAAGAAGUCAAAACAGCAAAAACGCUUGCUGGAGCUCAACCAGCAGUGCCACCGGAGUUUGAAUAUCGAACAAGUGUACUGGAAAAUAAAUUGAAAACAUCUCUUAAUCAUAAGGAAUUAGAGACUAUUCAUCGUUGCACAUCUAACAUUGCUCAAGCGUCAAUAAAUCUGCACUCGAAACCGAUGGGAAUCGGCUAUGAUGCUGAUCAAAAAUUAGGCACAGACAAACAAGUUUUCAGCAUUCUCGGUCCACAUCGUGGCACUUAUUAUGGUGAGAUAGUGAUUAUAUUCAAACAAGAGAUAAUGCUUCAUCCGGACGCUAACUUUUCAAUUCAAGCCGCUACUUCGUUCGAUAGUGGAAAUGCAUAUACGAAUCGUCCUUGGUUAACGGAUCCAGUCGAUUCAGAUAAAAGAAUCGAACAUUUUCAUGAGUCCAAAUUACACUGUUCUGUGCCUCUCUACGAGAAUGCAGCCGCAAUGGAGUUGAUUGCCUUGACUGGUCUUAAACAAAAGUCGAUGGAUGUUAAUCUAGAUGCCGUCAAGCAACGUUGGAUGGCUAUCGAUUCUCAUUUGGUAUUUGAAGGACACUUACCACAACUCAUUCCAUUGGAUUAUAUCGAUCGAAUUUACAUGCCAAAGAAUGCAUUUGACUCACUCUCUACUUCCGCUCAGACUUUAGCAAAGAGAGCUUUCGGAAAAACUUUGACUACCACUAAUCAUGCAACUCUUGCCGCUUACGAAAAAAAUGUAGAUGAGACGAUUCUUGAUAAGAUCACUCAAAUGAUCAAAAUUCCUCGAUACAUAAAAGGUACAGUAAUUACAUUAGCGGCUUCGAACUUUGAACAACAUGUCAUUCUACCAACAACUGUUUCUCAAUCAUACUAUCUUUAUCGAAUUGAGAAAUCUCAAGUAUCUGUUAAAGUCGAGGUUACAUAUAUCUAUUGGCAGAUCAUGUACGGUGAUAUGAUGCUGACUAUCGCUAAUCAGCAAAUAGAGCCCGAUAAAAGUCAACCAAACUUACAUUGUCUGAUUUGUUACGUUGCUGAACAACCAUCCACCACUUCUGACGACUAUCAUGAGUCAUUCUCAUAUUUGAACAAUGGUAUACCUUUCCAACAUGAAACCAAUGUUCAUAAAGGUCAAUUAAAAGCUAAAUCGAAUCGCUUUUAUCUUGGUUGUAAUACUGACAAUUUUCUUACAUUUUGCUUGAAAAUUGAACAUAACACAGGCAAGAUCAUUCUUUCACAUGCUGGUCCCAAUAGUAUAUACAAUCAUGAAAAGAUUGAAUAUCAAUUUCCGAAAAGCGAAUUAGAUAUAUCUAGAAUCGAUUUUAUUCAUAUCAGUGCCGGUAAACACGAUGUUCCCGUACGUAAUUUGACAAUCAACCAUGAACCUGAACCUGAAUUACAUCCGUCAUUUGACAAAGAUUUCAAGAGAGAUACUUCUACUUUAUUACCUAACGUACAUGCAACUUUGGUGGAUUCAAAAAAACCAAGUUUUAUUGGACAUCUUUUAUCCAUGAUCCAUAAUUCAAUCAUACCUUCGGCUUACGCUCCACCUGCUGCUUGUCGUCCGAUAUCAUCAACUAAAGCUCAUCCUAGGGCUCCUGGUCAAAGACAAGAGAGACAAUCAUCUGUGUUGAAUUCUCAAGUGGAAACAAAUAAACCAUCUGAUUUUCAGAAUUUCUUUAAUGCUCUAUGCUGUCGUGGUACAAUUGCAACAAAUUCAGUGGCACCUGUUCGUGACCCUAGUACAGUCACAACACAACCUAAGUCAUCAUUACCUCUAUGUCGUGAUUCAAGAUAUUGUUUACAUCAAUAUGAUUCAAAUCAUACAGAAAAAUAUUUACAUUAUUGUCGUUUUUCUGAAAUUUGUCGAAAUCAGGCCAUUGAACCGCAUCUCAUGCAUCAACGCCAUGAUGUUCCGAAGUGUUCUGAUGAUGAAAAUUGUCGCAAGCGAACAGAUCCACUUCACCGAGCUCGUUAUCGUCAUUCGAACCUACCUGAUUUUUUGAUACCAUGUCGAAAACAAUCGAAAUGUGAUGACAAUUCUGAUCAACAUCGAAUCAAAUAUUUCCAUGGUGAAAAUGUCGAUUCAAAAAAGUGUUAG
Rotaria sp. Silwood1 is the source of this 5601-nucleotide messenger RNA. The record is from the annotation of a GenBank genome assembly. Lineage: Eukaryota; Metazoa; Rotifera; Eurotatoria; Philodinida; Philodinidae.